This is a messenger RNA of Saccostrea echinata, 4125 nucleotides long. RefSeq lists its product as uncharacterized. Gene Ontology annotation, molecular function: ATP binding; non-membrane spanning protein tyrosine kinase activity; signaling receptor binding. Gene Ontology annotation, biological process: cell differentiation; protein phosphorylation; cell surface receptor protein tyrosine kinase signaling pathway. NCBI's taxonomy places the organism in Eukaryota, Metazoa, Mollusca, Bivalvia, Ostreida, Ostreidae. Gene Ontology annotation, cellular component: extrinsic component of cytoplasmic side of plasma membrane. The transcript is spliced from 19 exons. The coding region runs from base 1 to 3897 and encodes 1298 amino acids. The record is from RefSeq and is a predicted model, not a curated record.
AUGAGUUAUCGACAGGAAUUUAAAGAGUUUGGUCAGGACUUCUACAAGGAAAUAUGUUUGGCAAGAAAAGGCAGCUUAGAGGUGCAUGCUGAUGCUAUUCAAGCAGGUGAUGGAAAUACUAUUGAAAUGAAUGUUGAUUCAUCCUUCAAGGGGCGAGUUAACGUUGCCCAAGGAGGAAACAACAAUACAUUUAUAUUGUACCUGUUAAAGGACAAUCGAGUUGGUAGGCUAGACUACACAUCAACAGGACAUGUGCAAGCUACAGCUGUGCUUCAUUCAGACGAUCCAGCAUUCCAAGAGUUGGCAGAAAACGCAACUAACCUGAACAUUGAGGAAAUCAACGAGAUGCCUGCUUUAAAAGACAACGACGUUUCUAUUAAUGAAAUAAAACGUGGAAGUCUGGUGAUUUCAUUUAUAUACAAAGUCAAUGAUACAUUGGAGAAAACUCUUGACAAGAUAUUUCGGUGUAUUUUUAAAAAGGAAAAGACAGAAGAAGUAUUUAAAAAGCAUAGUCGCGAAAAUGUGACAGUAUUUGGAUAUAUUUAUAAUCCUCAGGAAUAUUAUCUUGAUUAUGCACUGGUCAUUAAGUUUAGUCCUGAAUCAAACAUAACAAAGGCCAUCAACAACGGUGUUUUCCCAAACAUUCUCACAACUGUAUUAGAGAACAACAGAAGCCGUGGUUUGUAUGUGCCAAAAAGACUGAAAAUAACAGUGGAUAUCAAUGGAAUGAGAGAAUUUUCAAGUACAACUUCUGAUAGAGAUGUUCCUCGAGAAUUACAGACAGAGACUAACUCCAAAUUUGGACAGGAUUUUGAUGUUAUUGACGCUGUCAGUCUAUUCAACAGCAGGUGUCACAGAUUUAAUUUCCUCCGAAACACAGGUCGCAAACAUCGUCUGCCACUACUGCUGACUCCCGGGUCACUUUGCAAGACUCUGCCCGUAUACCCAGCAACUACGUAUACAGUCCACAAAUCCCCAGAGAACCCAAACAACAGCACUUGUUCCAACAUCAACAGCAGACCUGCAGUGAAGUUGAAAUACAGGUUGCGUCUCCCGGGAUCCAACUUAAAGACGGACGAAUUAUUUGGAUACACUCCAAACAAUUUAAAUACCAACAUUACACUGUAUACCUCUAUUGCACCUCACACCACGGACUACUUUGUCAGUGCGGAGAGUUAUCAAAGAACAGUGGUGAAUGAGCCUAAAAUAUUACACAGUCUGGUAUCCUCUAAAGUUAAGGGAGAGAAGGGUGACCUUCUGAAGGUUGUUGAGAUCUGCUGGAGCAGGAUGUCAGGACACAAGAGUUUUCUACCUCUUCCAGAGGAACUCUCCAAUCAUCUCUUCACAGGUGACAAACAACUUGCCAACGUCAUCAUCCAAUAUUUAAACAUCUCUGAAAGAUCUUUGUUGGAAUUAACAGAAACGUACGUUCAAAGACACGUCACUGAUAUAGUCUUCCAUCACACGAAAAGAAAAACUCUGCCAAAAAAGACUGAUCAUUCAUAUUGGUCUAUUUGUCAAGGGCGCAUCAACAAGUGUGAGGCAAGUAUUGCCAUUCGUGUUCCAGGCAUAUCAAUGAGUUCUCUUCAAGGAAUAAAGGAAGAAUAUAAGAUAAAGAACAGCAUGCUGGAAAAUGACUUCAAAAUUCUUUUAGGACUACAAAAGGAUGAAACUCAUAUCAAUGUUGUUAGAUUACUGGCUUAUAGUGACUUAAAAUACUCCCUUCAUUUCUAUGUAAAAGACAACCACAGAAUAGAAAUAUUGGAAAAACUUCUAGAAGUACGAGGACAAAAAACAAGAUUUUCUGGUCUUUGGUUAAAUAAUCGUUUGAUUGAAAUGAUAAGCGCUCUCAAUUAUUUACAUGGCAAAAAGAUCAUUCAUCGUGACGUCACACUUCGGUGUUUUCACCUUGCACAUUUCUCAGAGACGGAAGAGGAUGAAACCGUUUUGUAUGAUUUAAAUCUUGCAAGUCAAACAGGUUUUAGUAUGACAGCGAGUUGUCAGGUAGAAGACAUGCAGGGGGAUGGCAUUCCUAUUCGUUGGUCGGCUGUUGAGUCAAUCCUUUUAAAUUGUUACGACGCCAGAUCCGAUAUCUGGAUGUUUGGUCACGUGAUCCACGAGCUAUUUACUUACGGAUGUGAACCAUUUACUGAUCAGUACAGCUCAACCACAGAUGAUAUUAUAUCAGGGGUAUUAUCAGGAGACAUAUCCCCUUACCGGUGGCCCUGUAUUCCUUAUGACUACCACAAGUUAGCACUAUCAUGCUGGAAGACAGACCCAAAAGACAGACCAUCUGCUGAAGAAAUCCUGAAACACCUCAGAAGGCUAAGGGAUAAGCGAGUAGUAGGAGCGAGUGAAGAAACCCCCGAUCUUCCACGACUCAGUGAGAGUCAACAGGAACGAGGCCAUGAACCAGAAAGGGGCAUUUCUCCGUUCAUAAGAAAGCUUAAAGAGAAAAGCCUAGAGAAAAAAGAAAAUAUUAGGAAAACCGUUAUCGAGAUGAGACGCCAAAGUAUGCCGAAUCCUCGAAGUCCUUUAAAAGAACCUGUAUUGUGCCUUGAUGACAUCAAACCAUUACAUGACCCUGUCGUCGAGGAAACAGGAGAACACCUACGCAUUGCAGAGCAAGUCUCUGUGCAAUUUUGCGAGAAAAUUCUACCCACCAUGAGCCCUGACUUCUGUGAGAAAAUGGGAAUCAUCGCUGAUACACUCUCUCGUGAAAAGGGCAAUAUCUCUGGAAAGGGAAUAGAUAAUAUUUUAAAAUACAUGUAUCCCAAAGCUGUUAAUAUUCUGAAACUACUGAAAGGCAAUGUGUCCCACCAUUCUUCUGCUAAGAUGCUUUUAGCUGUGGCACGGCUUGUUCAGAGAAUGCAUGCAAAAAGAUGGCUGAUGGUUGCCCUGAUAGCAAAGAACAUCUAUAUUCAACAUCAGGAAAACCAAUACAGGGCGUUUCUUGUAAAAUUAGGGACAAUGGUACGCUUACCGGAAACACCCGAUAUAAAUCAAGGAAGUAUUCGUGUCUCAGACAGAUUUGAGGACAUGAUAUUUUGGAUCCCUAGGGAGGUGAUAUCGUUUGGAGAAUUAUCUACAGGAAGUGACAUACUUGGUGUACUUAAUGAGGGUCAGAAACCAGAAAAACCAGAAAAGUGUCCUGGCUGGCUGUAUGAUGAUGUCAUGAUCCCUUGUUGGCAUAGUGAUAGAUCUUGCAGACCAUCGGCUUGUGACAUUGUGGAAAUCAUGACGAAGAGGAUAAGUGAGAACCAAGACAUCACGUCGUCAAGUUUAAAAACAGACAAAAGAUCAUUUAAUAAUCGAGAUGAUACAUCCCCAGAAAGAAUUACUGAGGAACAGAAUCUUGAUGGUGGAUAUUUGGAUGCCAUAGACACUGGAAAACAACAAUGCUGUGGGUAUGACAUGUUAGGUCAGACUGCGGAAGACCAGUAUGAUGAUAUCGCGAAUACUAAUUCCACGACAGAAAACAGUUUUUCUAGCAGAAUGGUUGAAAUAUUUAGUCGAUCAUUUACUCUUAACGAGAAAGAAAUGGCACAAUUUGAAAUGGACUGCCAACCAUCAGUGCCUUCUACGUCAACAUCAUCAUUUAUUUCACCCAAUACAAAUGAUACGAACUUAGAAAUUCCAAUAUUUCGACCUACUGAACCCCAACCCUUCCGUGAUAAGUCUCAGGCAUUUGGAGUUAUGAACCCUGAAUCUCACAAUUCAAAGAGCAACCCACUUUUUCAGAGUUUUCAAAGUAGUGUCGAAUACUCAGCAAGCACAUCCACAGACGGUAUCAGAAAAGAAGAACCCGAAAACAAAAUUCCAUGUGAUGUGCUGACAAAUCCUAAUUCUGACUCGGUGAAUAAAUCAUCGGAUUUUUCGAGCUCAGAAAGUAAAUAAGCAAGGAUUUCUACGGUGAAUAGAAUACAGUAAAUAAUGAAGUCUUCCGGAAUGUAAUUGGUUUAGAAGCACGGAAUAUUUGAGAAAAUAAGGCCACACAUCCCACUGAACUAAUUCAACUUUUGGAUCAUUAUGCAUAUGGUUUAGGGGCAUUUGAACUACAUGUAUUAUGUUUGAUUACAUUCAUUAAAGUAUUACUUCUCUAAAUAUGUCUAUAAAUUCUACUUA